GGCACCAGAGAGACAAAAGCAGUGCGCACAAAAGAAAGCAUUGAUCUUCAAUCAGGAAGCAGAUAUUGUCAUAUUGUGUAUUCGGGUGUUAUCCACUACGGACCACUCUGAACCCCCCUUGUGCAGAACUCAUCUUCCCACAGCCAUCCACCUUUCGUAUACUUGAUUGCCCGCCAUGUCUUCCGGACUCGCUUCUGACGAAGUGGCCGAGGAUUACAAGAACUCCCUUGAGGACCUGACUACAAAUGACAAGUUCCAAAUCAGCAACCUUACUGUCAUAGCCAAAGAGAAUACGGAGCAUGCAAUGGCAAUAUCCCGGGUGCUGGAAAACCACAUUCGAACUACACCACCUUCUCAGAAGCUGCCUGCUCUGUACGUAGUCGAUUCUGUCGUCAAGAAUGUAGGAACGCCCUACACUCUCUUUCUUGGACGAAAUAUGUACCAGACGUUCAUGAAUGCGUACACCUUGGUCGAUUCUCAAACUCGCAAGAAGCUUGAUGAGAUGCUCAAGACAUGGAAAGAACCAGUCCCCGGUUCCCUAGAUACCAGGCCGGUCUUCCCUGUUGAAAUAACUCGCAGUAUCGAGAACGCUCUGAUCAAGGCCAGGACAGCAGCACUUCAGCAGCAGCAGGCUAGAGGCCAACAUGAGUUGCUGGGCCGCGGCCGUGGUGUUACGACACCCCCAAACUGGACACAUUCUCCUACUCCGCCUCUAGCUUCCUCGCGAUAUCCGUCUUCGUCGGGUCAGAACUUGGGUCCCCAAUAUGGGACAAAUGGACAUGGCCAUCAACCAGCACGGUACAAUUCGCCAACGCCUCAGCCUAGUCAGGUGGUCGACCUUGGUGCCUUGAAUAGUGAUAUAGAUGCAUUAAUAUCGACCGCUCGGUCCGAUUUUGCCAAUAAUCCGCUAGAUCCUUCUGUCCAGCAACGUCUCAAGGCUCUCCUCGAUCUUCAAGGCAUUUUGCAACGGCAGGAACUGCCUCAGGAACAGCUCAGACUCGUCCGAGACCAGGUCUCUAGACUUGCACCUCCCAAGCCAGCAGCACCCCCAGCGCCUCCGGUGCCCCCAGUAUCAUCAGUACCGCAGACACUUCCAAUCUUCCCUUCGGCUCCGGCGCAAUCUCUUGCAUCGCAGCUACAACAACCAAACUUGCAGCAACUGCUUAACCCUGGAACGUUGGCCGAACUGAUCAAAGCUACGACAAAUAAACAGCAGCCCACACCUCCCCCUCAGGCACCCAAUCCAUAUCCACAAGUUCCUGCGGUCGGCACUCCACAACCCCCUGCAGCUUCAACUGCAGCGUCCGAGAACCCGUUGAUUGCCUCCCUGAGGGCGCGCGGUCUCCUACCACCUCUCCCCUCUGCCACUGCAACGCCACCAAUACCGCCAGUUUUCCCCAACCUACCACUUAUCGUCCCGGGUCAAGUCCGUUAUACGCCUCCAGUUUCCACACCCCAGAUUCCUGCCGCAUCUGAGAUGACCAUCAGUGUGCAAAUGAGCACAGCCUCCAUCAAAAUACCCCGUCCCACUCUGGUAGCAACACUCUAUGAAGCGAGAUCCAAUCGCUGCGGAACUUGUGGGCGUCGUUUCUUCGCUAAUGAAGAAGGGAAAGAGAAAAAGGCUCGACAUCUGGAUUGGCAUUUUAGAACCAAUCAGAGAAUGGCAGAUGCAGCGAAGCGCGGCCAGAACCGCAGCUGGUACGUGGACGAACGUGAUUGGAUAAAAUCGCGAGAAUUCGAGGACGAGAUCGGAGCUGCAGAUGGCGGAUCUGCUGGUAGUAAUACGGCAGGACCAGAUGCUGCUGCGGCGCAGAAAGGCCCGAAGAAGCAAUGGAUCCAUGCACCUAACGAUGCGGUCUUACGAAAUACGCCGUGUCCCAUAUGCCAGGAGAAAUUCGAAUCUACGUGGUCGGAGGAAGUACAGGACUGGAUCUGGCAGGAUGCCAUCAAGGUCGGCAGCCGCGUGUACCAUGCAAGCUGCUAUAGUGAGGUUACCAAGGACGGCGCCGCCCCAGGACGGGGAGGCACACCUUCAGUGCGAACGGGUACCCCAGACUCUGUGCUGGGUAAGCGAAAAGCAGAGGAUAAUGAUCCAGCUGAGCAUAACGUCCGGAUCAAGACAGAACCUGUGUCAUGACCAUACGUCUACUAAUCUCUUAUUCACAUAAAUUUCUGUUCGGCAACUGUAUUCCGAACCCCAGUAUUCAUAUCUGAUUUUGUGCACCUCUUUGUUAGCAGGAGGACUGGCCCCUCUUGACAGGCAUAUGUUCAUCUUCUCCGCAUAUAUGGCUGGUUUUGGCGUCCGGUUUCU
Molecule: messenger RNA, 2311 nt
Organism: Paecilomyces variotii
Lineage: Eukaryota; Fungi; Ascomycota; Eurotiomycetes; Eurotiales; Thermoascaceae
Exons: 6
Coding region: 176-2137 (653 amino acids)
Biological process (GO): termination of RNA polymerase II transcription
Cellular component (GO): cytoplasm; mRNA cleavage factor complex
Molecular function (GO): mRNA binding; RNA polymerase II complex binding
Source: RefSeq, a predicted model, not a curated record